Messenger RNA from Amphibalanus amphitrite, 1893 nucleotides. RefSeq lists its product as uncharacterized. The transcript is spliced from 7 exons. The record is from RefSeq and is a predicted model, not a curated record. The coding region runs from base 550 to 1749 and encodes 399 amino acids. NCBI's taxonomy places the organism in Eukaryota, Metazoa, Arthropoda, Thecostraca, Balanomorpha, Balanidae.
GGUGGAGUGCCUCAGAGCGCCUGUUGGCGGCAGCAGAGACGGGGCCGGGUGUAUGAGACAUGAGUGGAAGCAAUGAGACGGUGACGGCUAGCGAAGUGCAUGAAUAGGCGGUUGGUGGAAUGAGAGAUGAUGACGGCCUUGGCGAGAUGAGAAUGACAGUGGACCUAUGAGACGGAGACGGCUGACCAGGUUAUCAACCGUCAUCUGAGUCGCGCGGUCCGACGAGCAGACCUAUGAGCCCAGCGCACCAGUAGUGCCGAGCGGCAGGCGCCGUCAUCCCCCGCCCAGCCGACCCGGCACGGGGCCGCGGGGCGGGUGGUUUGACGCGAACCGUGAUGGACUCGGGACAGUAAUGGUGGGUUCCGAUCGUGAUGAAUUAGGAGGUCUCGCCAGUCUGAAUUGUGGUGAACGAGUAACGCCGGUCCGGAUUGUAAUGGACACACCUCGCCGGUAUGAAAUGUGAUGAACACAUCUCGCCGGUGCGGACUGUAAUGGACAAAUCUCGCCGGUCUGAAAUGUGAGGGACAAAUCUCGCCGGUGCGGACUGUGAUGGACAUUGGUCUAAAAUGUGAUGGACAGGAGGCAGGAGCUCUCGCCGGUCCGCACUGCGCUGGACAGAGGGUGUAUCCGCCCCUGACCGUGAUGGACAGGAGCCGCCGCCGCCUGUGCCGACGGACUGGCCGCUGGCACCUGAGGCUGCUGGCCCGACUGGUGGCGGCGCUGGCCCUGGUCCUGGUCACCGGCAGGCUAUGCGGGGAGCUGCCGUGCGGCAGGUCCAGUCCUGGCCGUCUGCGAACAGCGGAUGACGUCAAUAUCGGACUGUCAGAUCGGGGCGUCCCGUUUGAAUCAGACCCUCUCAACAUCGUCAGCCUGGCGUCCUCACCACAUCACCUGCACACGGCCCCAGCCAACGUCACGUCUGGUGACGUGCCGUUCCGCGUCUCUGGCGCCGAGACGGUCUCCUGCUGGCGCCGGCUGGAGCAACAGCUCGGCAGGCGGCUGCACAUUGUCCUCAUCGGCGACUCUCGGCCGCGGGGUCUGUACCACCACCUCCGCACCAGCUGGGACCUCGCCGCGCACACCAGCAACGGCUCCGAGUGUCUACAGCACUUUGUGUACAAAAAUCGCACCGACUGGUGUCACUACCGCUCCAGCUCGCCGCACGUGGACCUGAGGUUCUUCUGGAACCGGCUGGCGGACGCCGGUCUGCUAAAGAUCCUGGAAUCUCUGCGGGCCGAGUGCCGGUCCGGCGCCGCCUCGUGCGCUCACCUGGUACUCCUCUCCAUGGGCACCCACCAGCUGCGAGUGCCCGAGUCGACCCACAGCCGCCGGCUGCUGCACGCCGUCCCCGGGCUGGAAACGGCUGCUUGCGCUCUAGAAAGACUUUCCGAUUGCGGCGUGCAAGUCCUCUGGAAGCUGAGUGAGCCGGAGAAUUUCGAGAUGCUGGGUCAGAUGACAGACAAGUCACUCAACUAUGCCCACGUCAUCUACAACGCGAUGGUUGUGGAUCGACUCGGGCAGGUGGCGCCCUCUGUGCGCCGCUGGUCGUCGGUGCUGCCACCUACUGAGAACUACAUCGCGCGUUGCCGCCUGGACCCGUCGUGGAACUCGAACCCCUUCAGCUCCCCGCUGCGCAACUGCUACGACCGACUGCACUACGGCGGGGCGGUGCAGGAGCAGUAUCGGAGCCAGCUGCUGCGGCACCUGUGUCCCCUGGAAACGGCUGGACCGGCCGAGGGCAUCCGGUAGCGGAACUGAGCCUGUGUGGCGGGUCUGCUGUGUGGGCUUUCUGAUACGGAAAAGAGAACCGCCUGUUACUGCUAUGUCAUUGAGAAUAUACCAACCGUGUGUGAUGUCAACUUGCUGGCUGUCAAUAAAUGCAGUUGUAGGUAA